This is a messenger RNA of Micropterus salmoides (largemouth bass), 9302 nucleotides long. It is a transcript of the gene dlgap2a, whose product is annotated as discs, large (Drosophila) homolog-associated protein 2a. Bases 427 to 3585 code for a protein of 1052 amino acids. The record is from RefSeq and is a predicted model, not a curated record. The transcript has 13 exons. Gene Ontology annotation, biological process: signaling. NCBI's taxonomy places the organism in Eukaryota, Metazoa, Chordata, Actinopteri, Centrarchiformes, Centrarchidae. Gene Ontology annotation, molecular function: molecular adaptor activity. Gene Ontology annotation, cellular component: postsynaptic specialization; glutamatergic synapse.
CUCCUCUCUCUUCUCCCUCUCCCUCUCUUGCUGCGCGCUACUCUGCUCUGCUGCAGUGGAUGGUCCUCACGGUGCGCUCGCAACUCGUCUCCGUGGGGGAGAUCUGAGCAUCUCACUGUCAUUUUCCCACCCUUGUUUCGUUUCUAGCCCUCGUUCUUUUGCCUCCCACCUACCUAUCGUCAGAGGGUCUGGAUAAAUGUGAGGGAAAAGUCAUAGGAUAGAUAAGUGCGAAGGGAAGAGCUCAGAAAGUCUUUAUUCCAACAUCUCAUGCACAUAUGACUGUGUUAUGUUCUGCCGUCUCCGGGUGACAGAGAAGCGUGUGCUCUUAGAUACGUACUGCUUUUAGACUCUCUGCCAGACCAGCAGUAUUCAUGGUCGCCCUCGCAGUACUUCGAUGAGGACAGCUACUCCCCUCCACCCAGGAACAUGAAGGGUCUCUCUGGCGGCCGCCCUGCCCAGCUCCAACUCACCUCAGCCCACACCUGCGGCUUGGCUGAAUGCGACCAUUCCCUGGAUCAUCACCUCCACCAUGGCAAUUCACGCCCCCCCUCCUACCUCCUCAGCCCCACUGAAAGCUGUCCCCUUGAGAGUCACCACCGCUGCUCCCCACGGAGCUCCAUCCACUCUGAGUGCAUGGUGAUGCCAGUGUCCAUGUCGGCCACUGACCACUCCAUAUCUAGUAGCACUUUCCCCCGCAUGCACUACGGCAGCGCCUCGCGGGACAGCGGUGGCAACACUUCUGGUGGCAGGGAAUCCAGAGAGGACGGUGGCUCAUCCUCGCACGGUGGCAGUGGCAAAAUGAACCGAAUCCCAGCAAACCUCCUGGACCAAUUUGAGAAGCAGAUGCCGCUGCACCGGGAUGGCUUCCACACACUGCAAUACCAACGCACCUCCACCACAACCACAACUACAGAGCAGCGUAAUGAAAGCCCUGGGCGAAUACGUCACUUAGUCCAUUCGGUACAAAAGCUUUUCACAAAGUCACACUCUCUAGAAGGUUCCUCCAAAAUGAACGGUACCAAAAGCGACUCGCACCGGGACAACUCUCACCACCACCAUCACCACCACCAAGGCCACCACAAACACAGCAAACGCAGCAAGAGCAAAGAACGCAAAUCUGACGGUAGCGGCAAGCAGCGCUCGGGAGGCUGGUGGAGUUCGGAUGACAACCUGGAUAGUGACAGCACAUACAGAACACCCAGCGUCAUGUCACGGCAUCCUAUGGACCACAUCAGCCACUGCUACCCUGACUCAAUGCAUGGCCACCUGGCUGGAGACCUGUCGCUGAAGACAUCCAAGAGUAACAACGAUGUCAAGUGCUCAGCCUGCGAGAGCAUAAGCAUGGCACCAGAGGGAAAGUUCAUGAAGAGGAGCUCCUGGUCAACGCUAACGGUCAGCCAAGCCAAGGAGGCCUACAGGAAGUCCUCUCUCAACCUGGAAAAGCCCAUGACGCCCACCGACCUCAAGCCCAACCUCAGGCCCUGUCACUAUCUACAGGUACCCCAGGAUGACUGGGGGGGUUACCCUGGCGAUGGGAAGGAUGACGAGAUCCCUUGUCGUCGGAUGCGGAGCAGCAGCUACGUUAAAGCCAUGGGGGACGAGGAGAGCGGAGAGUCGGACUCCAGCCCCAAGACGUCGCCUCAGAAGUCGGUGCGGCCGGACGCCCUGGUCAAGGCCAUUAUCAGACCCAGGGACUUGUUGGACUCCCAGAGCUCUUACCGCCUGGAUAAAAUCAACAGUGACAUGCGUAACUACAUCACCAAUUUUGCUGCAGACUUAAGUCAGAGCUACCACUUGCAAGCCACCAGAGACAUGCACCCAAGCAUUGCCCUGGAUCCCUCUGCCAACUACAACUCUCCCAAGUUUCGCUCCAGGAACCAGAGCUAUAUGCGGGCCGUCAGCACUCUUAGUCAGGCUAGCUGUGUUAGCCAAGUGAGUCAGGUGAGUGAAACAGAAAUAAAUGGCCAGUUUGAAUCAGUGUGUGAGUCAGUGUUCAGUGAAGUGGAAUCCCAGGCCAUGGAAGCUUUGGACCUGCCUGGCUGCUUCAGAACCCGGAGUCACAGCUACCUGCGAGCCAUCCAGGCCGGCUACUCCCAAGACGAUGACUGCAUCCCCCCCAUGGCCUCCACCGUCACCUCCACCAUCAGGUCUACUACAGGAAUCCAGUUCUGUCUCCCCUCCACCUGCAGCAUUGAUCGGACUCCCCAGCAAACCCCAGCCAUCACUUACACACCCAACUACAAGAAGACCCCUCCUCCGGUCCCGCCUCGCACCACCUCCAAACCCCUCAUCUCCAUCACGGCCCAGAGCAGCACUGAGUCCACCCAGGACGCCUACCACGAGGGGAGACACCCUCAUGGUGGGAUGUGGGCCCCUGAAGGCCUCAGCCUUGGACUGGGCCCAGGCAGGGCCCUCUACAACUCUAACGACAGCCUGGACAGUGCCAAGGCUGUGACUAUAGCCAUGGAGGCAGCCGGAGUCAUGGCUGGAAAAAGACACCCGUCCACAGACAGCCACAGCUCGGUGCUCACCUGUGACAAGGCCAUCCUGGUGUCCAAGGCAGAGGAGUACUUGAAGACACCUCGAUCCUCUAUAGGGAUACAGGUGGAAGCAGCCACGGACUCUGAAUCUGAAAGCAAAGGCUCGCGGGAGUACCACUCUGUUGGGAUCCAGGUGGAGGACAACAAGAAGGGACAGGGCAGGUUCAAACGCUCCAACAGUGUGACUGCAGCUGUGCAGGCUGACAUGGAGUUGGAGGGCUUCCCUCUCAUGGAGGACAAAGGCCUGCAGUUUGGAGGGGGCUUCCAGCGUCACUCAGAGCCCAGCACGCCCACCCAGUACGGGGCGGUGCGAACUGUACGUACACAGGGGCUCUUCAGCUACCGUGAGGAUUACCGUACCCCUACUGAACCCCCCAGUCCCAGGGAGACCACCAGCGAGACCACCUGGCAGCUGGAACCCCCCUCCCCACGGGACAGCGCGGUCUCAUCGGGCGAGUCAGGCAGGGCGUCCCCGUCCCUGAGGAGGGAUGGGAGCUGGUUCAUGCAACUGCUCCACACGGAGACUAAGAAGAUGGAGGGCUGGUGUAAGGAGAUGGAAGCAGAAGCUGAAGAGAAUGACCUGUCAGAGGAAAUUCUAGGCAAAAUCCGAAGUGCAGUGGGAAGCGCGCAGCUGCUCAUGUCUCAGAAAUUCCAGCAAUUCUACUGGCUGUGUCAGCAAAACCUGGAUCCCAGUGCCAUGCCGCGGCCCACCUCUCAGGACCUGGCUGGGUUCUGGGACCUACUGCAACUCUCCAUUGACGACGUCACCGUGAAGUUUGACCAGCUGCAGCAAAUCAAGAGCAACAACUGGAGGCCAGUAGACAGCCCAGAGAAGAAGCCACCAGCUCCUGUACCAAAGAAGACAGUUCGACAGAAGAGUGUGAUAACGAGGGAGAAAUCCCUGGACCUCCCAGACAGGCACCGACAGGAGGCCCGGCGGCGGCUCAUGGCCGCUAAGCGGGCAGCCUCCUUCAGGCAGAACUCAGCCUCGGAGCGAGCAGACAGCAUCGAGAUCUAUAUUCCCGAGGCUCAGACUAGACUUUGAGAAGAUAGGGUCCAGGGCCUACACGUCUCCCUGCUCCCACAUUCAAACAACUUUAAAACUAGCCUUUUUUCUAGACUGCUAUGCUCUCUACUCUUCCUUUAUCCAUCUUUUGUCUGAUCUCGAUCUCGCCAUCCUCAGAGCCCAUCGCCAACACCAUUGGUCUGUAGGAUGUGCCAACCCUCUUCUCGUAUUGCCAAUAAGUGUUAGCAGAAAUGUAUGUCUGACAUGGGUUGGUUGGGUUUCUCCUUGGUUUGCUGGUGAUCAUGAUACCCAGCCUACAAGCUCUCUCAUCCAAUAUCCUGGAUGGGUAUGUCUGUAGUUUUUCAGCAUUUGCAAAGUGCCAUUUAAAAAAGUGCAGCUUUGAAAACCUACCAGCAACCAGGCCUUUGAGCUAAAAAGAGUAAAUGAGAGAAAUUAUAUUUAUUUCAAGUUGUUAAAAAAUGGUAAAAGUUAGUAACCCUUCAGUAUUUUUCAAUAAUUUAAGGUUAUAUUAUGACUUUUUUUUGGGGGGGGGGGGGGUAAAUGUUAAUUCCGAGCUAAAUAUCACAGAAUUGUUGUAAGUUCAAAACUUUUAAAGUGCCAAUGCUUGAAAUACCUCAACUAUGUGCAUGUGGCACUGAUCACCCAUUCAAGGUUAUUCAGGCAGCCCUUAUAAGCUCUGGACUGGUCAGUGUUGAAAAAUGCAGCUUUCUACCCAAUCUGGUUGUAGUCAAACAUUUUACUUGGCCUGGAUUGGUGGAAGAAUGACAUUUGUCACCUCAUUAACAUGCACAUUUCAAACAACUUUCCUAUGUAUCUCAUGUUCCUGUUGCCAACUUUCAAAUAUUGACAUUUACUUGAAGCUGAAAACAUGCAGGUCUUGUGCCAACAUUUCCAUUAUGUCAAUGCAGUAGAAAAAACUAUGAAGGUUUGUUUAACUCCUUAGAUCAAAAUGUGUAGAGAAAUGCACUUAUGCACUUAUUACAAUUCUCUCUAUUUCCAAGGGAAAUGUACAUACCCAAGUUCACAAUAGUACUGUUGUAUUUUUGAAUUGUGAGCGGGGAAGAAUAUUCAUUGUGUAUAUUUUUUCCCUCAUGUCCACUGCUUGCCUGCCCUCUGCCCUAUUGCUUUUGACAAAUCUAGAUUUGUUGCAUACAUCCAGUGUCUUGAACACACACACAAAACCAUACUGCAUUGUUUUCAUCUAACAUACUUCUCUCAGGCCCUUUCAAGUAGCGCCCUCAACCACAGUUAAUGAGGAGUGAUAGAAAAACCGCCAAAACAAAAUAUCUGCAUACUAGUUUCUUUAAUACAAGAUCAUAUUUCUUGGAAAGUUCUGUGUUGUUGAAAGUCUCCUGAAGCAGUAUCAACACUGCAUUCACUCCCUCUAGGAAAUACUGGGAAAUAAUUGGGGCAAAGGCAUUCCAGAGGGAUGCAAGCAGCAAGUCCCAAACAAUUAAAACUUUGCAAGUCUCCGGUUAAGAGGAAGUACAUGAGGAACAGGAUAUUUACUGUGGCUAUGCAGAUUCACGUAUGAUGUUUUGUCACAACAUGAUGUAGUUUAGCUAUAAAUUAUUAUUUGCUUUGAGUCCCAUGACAAUGUUGAGAUUUACCAAUUGCACCAGAUCUUCCUAAGUUCAAACGUAGCCUACUUCUGACUUAAGUGUUCAACAUUAAGUGGAGAUUUCCAUAUCACUAAAUUAUAACGGGUUGACCACACAAACAAAUUCUACAUAUUGGUUGUUACAAAAUACUUACACAUACACUGCCAGGUGUAACUGUUACCUAGCUAACAUAAACAACUGACAAAACCAACGUUAGCUUGCAUACAUAUGACCUGUUUAGACUGAUGAGUAAAAGAAUAAAGAUAUUACAUUUCAUGAAAAUAACACUCCACAAAUUACGGAGCUGUAUGCUAAUAAUGUGCAGGCUAAAACACUAAAUGUGUUAGCUUAGCAUAAUCAGAUAAUUCCAGCUAAGCUGUUACUAACUCUUAACUCGAACAUUUGAAAUACUAAAUGCUUGCUAGGUAAGACAUUUUUUCAAAGUUUCUAUGGUAUGCUACAACAUGAUUUAGUAAAUCACUAGCUUGAAAGUAGCCAGUAGAUAAGAACUUAGGAAGGACUUUACACACAAACUUAGUAAUGGAUUUAUGAAUAGCUGGUGCAGCCGUGUAAUGGUAUGUGAUGUGAAAGUGGAUAAGAGUCUUUAGUGGUCAUAUAGAAUUUACUUUAGUGCCAGGUGGUUAUAAGUAAAUUGUUCAUAAAGGUAAACUCAUCUUGAGCAAAAGCUACAAUUCUGCUGCUCUUUACUAUCAAACUUUGGUGCCAGUAACUUGAACAUUAGUCUUCAUUGCGUUGCCAAUGUUAUAUUCAAAUCACUGACCUAAAGACUUAAGACUAUUGGUAAACACUUUGGAUAAUCAACCAACUAAAUGGUGCUGCUUUUUAUUUAAUUAAUACAGCACUAGACAAACAAUCAAUGCAACACAGUGUGCUUCACUUAAAAAAAUCUAUUUUUAUGACUUAGAAAAUUUUUGGUUGAGUGAUUGUGCCAGUGUGCCUGGCAUCGUUAUAGGGAUGGCCCAGGGAGAUGUAUCAGAUAGCAGUAACUACAAAGUACAUUUCUCUGGAUUUGAAUAUUUUGUGUGCAUGUGUGUUUUGUUGAUAUGUGUGCGUGUAUCUUGUUUUUGUAGCACAGUGCUGACAUAUUCAGAAAAGAGAGGGUGAAUCUGGAGUCAGUGUGGCUUGAUUUCCCUAUUACUACCCAGUUGUGGCCUGACCUGCAUCUUUCCCUCCCACACAUACAUAUACACAUUGUCCCUAUGUCGUCAGCACUCUGUUGAAACAUAUUUUAGAUACCAUACCAUAGCAUAUAUUUUAUUUUUUUUGUGCUAAUGAUUGUAUUUUUGAUAAAAUACAAUCCACAUUUCUAACCAUAUGCAUCUUUGCACCAUUGUGAUGUUAGGCUCUUAACCCAUUGUAAUUGAUGUGUUUUAUUCAAAUUUGUUUCUAUAGCCUUCAAACCAACCUUUCACUGUAUCAUAAUACACAAGACUUUGUUUAGUUGUCAGAACUUCUUCUGGCAGAGCUCAGACAAUACAUUUCAGAGAGCUUAGAAGUAUAUCCAGUCCAACAAAUCACCAAGUAACCAAAGUCAGCGUAGAGUGACAGUGUUUCAAACAUGCAGUGCUAUACUUCAAUGACAGAUUGAGUGUUAGUUUUUACAUUCUUUUUAAAAUACACCCAUCUAUAAUUCUGCUGCAUUUUCAUUGCAAAAGCAGGGACUUUACCAGUAUUACAGUGGGUUUCUGGAAAGCGUGUGUGUGCGUGUGUGUGUGUGUGUGUGUGUGUGUGUGUGUGAGAGAUGCCAGGCAGUUGGCAGAGCAGAGACGUUCCCCUGCUGUUGCCACAGUGGUAGGCAGACGGGAGAGAGACAGACUCGGCCUGACAUAUGCUGGCUUAGAGGAGACAAGAGCUCCGCGCUGGGCCCCAAACUGCUGGUGUUGUACGCUGUUGUGUAGCUGGGAGGCUGUUCUGUGAGGAUCGCUAGACGCUGCGCUGGGUACUUUUCAGUCUGCCUUUGAAUAAGCAAAGCAGCUUAUGUAAGAUUUUGGGUCCAGGGUGAGAUCAAGCAAACAGCCUCCAAGGGCCUUCAAAGCUUGUGUUGAUAAAUGUAUUGCUGAAUAGUGGCAUAUACUCUAGAAAUUAAGCAUUAGCACUACAAGUAGUGUACAGUAUUUCUAUCAAUCUGUGCUCGGCUAGUUUCGCUGAAGGCUGCUACUGAAACAACAGAGGAGUUUCUCCCUUAUGCAAAUUGAUCAGGGCUGUGAAAAAAAGUCUAUCCACCACCUUUGAUUCAGUUUAAAGCAUAUAUCUGGCUCCUCCAAGAAGCAUUCACAUAACUGCUACAGGCAACAUUAUGUUGUAAUUUUAUCUUAAAAAUAAUAGCUUCAAAAUCAUUUUGAUGGUACACUGACUUGUAAUAUGGAGAAUGGUGUCAGUGCCACCACAGGCUAGGAGCGCCUGGUAUUACACUAUAUAACAUUGAAAUACUAGUGUAAUGCUUUAUGGCACCACAUCAGACACCAACAAGACUCUGUAAGAAGAAGCUUGCUCUGUAUUCUCCGUAUUGAUACCAAGGCAGCUGUCCUUAUUUACGACAGCAGUGAAUUACACUCAAAACUGUAAAGGUGCCAAAUCACAAAAAAACACCAAAUCUUACAUAAUGUUACAUUAAACAAUGAACACACCAUUUCAAAUAGUCAAGUGGAACCAGUGUCAGAAGUCACGAGGGAGUGAAAAAUGAUAAAAAGGAUUUGUACAAAAGAGACACAUACUUUGGUAAAUUUACACUGGACCAGCAGAAAUCAUGCAUCAUUUAGUUGGAGAACAAUUCCCUUUUGGAAAGAAAAAUAAUAUCUUAGUACUCCUGAGACACAUUUUCUAAACUAAGAACAAAAUCUCUGUGCUGAAAUGCCUGGGUCAAGGUUGACACCCAGUGAAAAUGAUUUUCUAUCUGUGAAAAAUAGGUUUUAACCUUUUCACUUAUUUUUGUCCAAAUAGGUAUGAACACACAGGAACAGCUGUAAGGGCCUCCUGGUACAAAGUGAUCUUGUAUUUCCUUGUUGAAACUUAUUUCAGUGGGUGUUUUAUGUUGGAUCCUUUUGGGUGACUUGUGUGGUGUGCAUGUGACCCUGUGAGCAUCGGAGGAUUCCUCACUUGUCAGAAAGCAACUGUGGUGGUGUUUCAGUUCAUCAAUUAUGGCAAUUUAACAGCUAGUCACCCACCAAAACCUUGUGAAAACUCCAAGGGCAGAAAAUUGCACCAGUGUCACGUUUAAUAUCAUGAGGGCAGCAAUUAACUACAAGUGCCAUCUUUUUUGACUUAUCCAGCAUACUGUAAAAGCAUUACUCCACACAGCUACAUAUCCAUAAAUUUUAUGUAAGCAAACCAUUCCUUCCAUUGCUUACCUUUUCUCAUUUCCAAUCGCAUAUUUCUAUCAUUUCAGCUUGUAUCUCGACAUCUGUGGCCUCACUUUCUGGUACGACUGUCUCUCUGCUUUUAACUCUAGAUCCCGUGAUGUGGAAUAUUUCAAGGGAACUUUUUCGUAACCAUGCUGUGGAAAAAGCGUCAGACUCACUGAGAUAGACUGAUACAACACUUCCUUGAACUUGGAAUGUGAAACCAUUCUAUAAUUACUAGAUAAAAUAAAAAACGUAGUUGUUUAGCUAAAACUAUUUUCAUCUCUUGUAUAUCAUAUCUAUAGUGAGGAUGAAUAUAAUGCCAAAUAUUCAUUAUUUGUAAAGAAAUAUAUAGAUAUAUAAAUAUAUAAUAUAUGCUUCAUUGAAACAUAACUAUUUUCUGCAUUUGCUCAUGUUCUGUUGUCAUUUUUACUUUGUUAUGGUAUGCUAUAAGCUGAUAUGAUGGCAUGCGAAAUACUGAUUUUGAAUGUAGGCUUAUUUAUUACUUUUUUUCUACGUUUUGACACUGUCCAACUGAUAUGUUAUGUAUUUAUUUAAGUCAAUCACAUAUGCAUUUCUCAGUGUGUUAUUUAAGUGCAAGUUACCCUAUCAUUUUUGCAUUCUUUGAGUAGUUUGCAACAACGUAUGCAUUUUUCUCCAUUCUUUCCUAGCUGAGCUAUUGAAAGAUUUUGCCUCUUUGAGUAGUUUGAUCAUUGCUGAGGUCAUCCGGUGUAAAUAAUUCUGCAAUUAAACUUUUGGAGAAAAAGUUUGGAAA